GCCUGCGCCGAGGCGCGGGCGGCGCGCGCGGCCGAGGCCCGGCUGCACGAGGAGCUGGAGCCCAAGCUGGCCGCGGCCCGGCAGACGACCCAGCAGCUGGCGGCGGAGAGGCGCGCCCUUCUGCGCGACAUCCGGGCGGCCCAGGAGCGCCUGGGCCGGGAGGCCACGGCCGAGCAGGCCGCGGAGGCGGAAGAGGCGCUGCGCAUGGCCAGGCGCAAGCGUCGCGAGCACGUCAAACAGCAGGGCGCAGGGUACAAGAUGUACUGCGCUGGGCGGGUCAAAGACGGCUGUGGUGGGAUGCACAAGGGCUCGUGUUUCCUUCGCAAUGUUGAGCCCAAGGUCCCGUCGGUACGCAAAGCCAAGCCAGAGCGCCGUCCUCCAUGGGCGACGCCAUCGGACACGGCCAAGCUGCCCGCUCGGCUGCAGGCAGAGGUCGCAGAGCUCCGCAAGCAGAAUGCCCAGAAGCUGCCUGGUGGAGCGCAACCUGGGGUGCAGCUUACGGAGCAGGGCAAGUCGGAGGACGACGAGGACGCGAAGAUUAUGGUGCAGGUCGCGGCUCACGAGGGCAUCCACGCAGCGUGCGUCGGCGUGCCAGGCAUGGAGCUGAUGGCGACCGACGCGCUGGCGGCAAAGGGUGCUUUGCUGGAGAAGCGACGUUCUAAGCAACCGUUGUGUGCGCAGAUUCGGCAGUUGUCCACGAAGCUGCAGAAUGAGACUUCGAAGUUGGAGAAGCUGGAGAAGGCUGCAGCUGCUAAGGCGGCUGAGCUCUCGCAAUUGCAGAAGGAUGCGGCAGAGGCGGAGUCGAAGGCAGCGGCCCAGCGGGUUGUCAUCGUGGAGCUUGAAGGCCAGCUGCAGCAGCUGGGCAACUCGGCUCCACAGCCUCCUGAUGGGGCCAAGCCUGUUGCUGGUGGGCAGCUCGACACGUCGGUGCUGGAUGCGUUGCUGGAGGCGGCGGGCGUCCACGGAGAAUUGCUCGUCGCGGUCAAGGCCAACCCGUUGGUGGAGAAGCUGGUGGCACCUGUGCAAGCGCCUAGUGGAGGUGGGGGUGCCGCUGUACCUGAUGGCGAACCGUCCCAGAAGAGGCCGAAGUUCACGGAGCCUGACUUCGAUGGGAUGGACGAGGACAAGCUGCGGGACGGUUUAUCAGCAGUCGGAUUCGUCGGAGAGCUACCGUCCGAGGUUGAAGAGUUGCGGGCGAUGGCCAAGAAAGCCUUCAGUGGGGCGAAGGCCUGGAGCCCGUACUAA
This is a messenger RNA of Prorocentrum cordatum, 1245 nucleotides long. Lineage: Eukaryota; Dinophyceae; Prorocentrales; Prorocentraceae. The record is from the annotation of a GenBank genome assembly.